Anopheles marshallii is the source of this 1122-nucleotide messenger RNA. It is a transcript of the gene Snup, whose product is annotated as snurportin-1. The record is from RefSeq and is a predicted model, not a curated record. Gene Ontology annotation, biological process: snRNA import into nucleus. Lineage: Eukaryota; Metazoa; Arthropoda; Insecta; Diptera; Culicidae. The coding region runs from base 1 to 1122 and encodes 373 amino acids. The transcript has a single exon. Gene Ontology annotation, cellular component: cytoplasm; nucleus.
AUGUCCGAUACAGACGAACCGGCUUCGAAAUUCAUUGACCAGUACAAAAACUAUGGACGGACUGACGCCACCCUGCAGGAGGAACGACGACAACGUUUGCUCGACAAACAGAAACGAUGCCGCGAGCUGGAACUGGAUGCCGGGCGGGUCGGUUUGCUCGAAGAGCUCGAAACGGAACAGCAUGCAUACGAAUCAAUGGAUUGCCAACAGAACCAAACGAAACGGCCGCAAAAAAACAAAACCCGCAUCAUCACAUCGAAGCUGUUCGCCAACAAGGUGCAACAGUCGGAAUGGAUGCACGAGCGGCCGGAUGAUCUUGAGCAAUGGCUCGUCCGCCCCUGUCCCGUAGGGCAACGGUGUUUGUUAGUGUUUCGCCAAAGGCUAGCGAUCGCGUUCAAUAAGCGGGGUCGCUCGAUUGCUUCGAUCCGUACGAAACGGCCGCUGCGUGAUGCGAUCGUGCUGGAUUGCAUCCUGGCGAAAGAUCGCACAUUUUACAUACUUGACGCACUCGUGCUCGCACAGAUAGAUCUAGUUAGCUGUGAUUGUCAGUUUCGUUUCGCGUGGAUCGAGUCAAAAUUUUACGACCACAGUCUUGGCGAACUGUUCGAUACGGAAACGGCGAACGGGAAGGAAGGUUUCCGGUUAAGUUUACUACCUUUGUACGAUCUAGCUCAACAAGGCGCGAUGGAAGCCUGUUGGGCGCACUAUCCUGCCUUUCCUGAUACCACACCGAAGCUGGAUGGGUACUUGUUUUACCACAAAGAGGCACACUACAUGUAUGGGAAAACACCUCUGGUUGUAUGGUUGUUUGCGUUCAUGCUAAACGAUGUACUGAAACUUCCGGCGGGACUAGUAAAUGACCAGUAUCUGUCCGAUAAACCGGCCCGGUACACCAGCAACUAUGCGGAAUACAUCGCCGAGUUCGAUCGUAUGCAGGCAAAACGAAAGCAUAAACCACGCGUGAAAAAAACGACCCAAACGAUGGACACGACGGGUGAAUCGGUGGACGAUCAAACCGAUACAACACUGUGGGAAGCCAUGGAAGCAGCUCCACUCGAUUCGGAUGAUGAAGAUCUGCGCCCGAAGGAAGAGAAUACCAUGCGGCAGCUCGAAAUGGAAUAA